Molecule: messenger RNA, 1779 nt
Organism: Macrobrachium nipponense
Lineage: Eukaryota; Metazoa; Arthropoda; Malacostraca; Decapoda; Palaemonidae
Exons: 3
Coding region: 1-1779 (592 amino acids)
Biological process (GO): proteolysis
Molecular function (GO): aspartic-type endopeptidase activity
Source: RefSeq, a predicted model, not a curated record
AUGGCCAAGCUGCUGAAGCCGUCCAGACUGGACACAGAUCCCAGCUCGCCCACUGCAGCCAAAGAGUGGAAGCACUGGCAUAAAACAUUCACCAACUUCAUAGAAAAAAGUGGAGAUGCUGCACCAGACAAGUUGAGGGCAUUAGGGAAUUGUGUGUCCCCGAGUGUGUAUGAACUCAUUGAAGACUGUAGUACUUUUGAGAGUGCAAUCGCCAAACUGGAGAGUGCUUAUGUCAAGUUGCCGAAUGAAGUUUUUGCUAGGCAUGUUUUGGCGACACGACGACAGCAGUCAGGAGAAUCCCUUGAUGAAUUUCUGAGGGAGCUACAUAAGCUAAGCAAGGAUUGUAACUUCCAGGCAGUCACAGCUGAGCAAUAUCGGCAGGAGCUACGUAGUGCCGACGCGUAUGCAUCUCCACCCAUUCCUCAUACUGCUGCUUUAGUUCCAGAGUGGCAGGCACAGCCCAGAGGUGACCAGCAGCAGCAGCCAACAAAAGAAGAAGCAGAAAGAAGUUCACAUGGAGAUUCAGCUGUUGCUGCUGCUUACUUAUCUAAGAGGAAAUGCUAUUUUUGUGCUGCCACGUAUCCAAAGAAUCUUUCACAUGCAGCUACAAACAUUACUGUAAAUGGCCAUUCAUUGAAGGCACUAAUUGAUUCUUGUAGUUCAGAUAGUUUUAUACGUGAGGAAGUAGCACAGAAACUAAAUUUGACAAUAGUUCCUGUAGGUACAGCAGUCUCAAUGGCAUCAAAAUCUUUAAAUGCUAGUUCCCCUGGGUUUGUUACAGCAGACUUAGUGCACCUUGAUCAGAGAUAUCCUUGUAUCCAGCUCGGGGUCCUGAAGGAUUUAUGUUGUGAUGUUAUCUUAGGUUAUGACUUUCAAAAGCAACACCAGAGCGUAACUUUUCAAUAUGGAGGGAAUAAACCAAGUUUAAAGAUAACUGGAGCCAAACCUGUCUGUGUAUUAGCAACAGCUGAUAUCGAUGAACCGACAUUGUUUCCAAACUUGCCUCAACAGUGUAAACCCAUUGCAGUUAAAUCUAGACGCUAUAGCCAGGAUGACCAGCUGUUUGUAAAAGACCAGAUAUCACAUUUACUAUCUGAAGGUAUCAUUGAGCCAAGUAUAUCCCCUUGGAGAGCACAGGUUGUAGUAGUCAAAGAUCCACUUGGCAGGCACAAAAAGAGACUUUGCAUUGAUUAUUCCCAGACCAUUAACCAAUACACAGAACUAGAUGCAUACCCCCUCCCAAGGAUAGAGGAUAUGGUGCAUGACCUUGCAAAAUAUAAGGUGUUCUCCACAUUUGACUUAAAGAGUGCAUAUCACCAAAUCAGCAUUAAAGAGAGUGAGAGGAAGUACACUGCUUUUGAGGGUGCAGGGAAAUUGUUUCAGUUUUGUAGGAUUCCAUUUGGUGUCACGAAUGGUGUAGCUGCUUUCCAAAGAGCUAUGGACAAACUAGUUGAAGAUGAGAACCUCAAAGAUACUUUUCCAUAUCUAGAUAAUAUUACUGUAGGUGGAUUAACUCAGGCUGAACACGAUGAAAACGUUCAAAAGUUCUUGGAUGUGGUUCAGAAACGGAAGAUCACCCUAAAUGAAGUGAAAUCGGUUGUGUCUGUUCCUACAAUCAAUGUUCUAGGGUAUUGUGUCGGUAAUAAUGUGAUAAAGCCUGACCCUGACAGAUUACGUCCCCUUCAAGAAUUGCCGCCUCCCACAAAUAUGGGGUCUCUGCGAAGAGCUCAAGGGUUGUUUGCAUAUUAUGCCAAUGGAUCCCUCGUUUUUCUGAUAUGA